GGGACAAGCCAGUCUUGCAAGCGGUGGCUCGGAGAGGUAUAGAGCGAGGACACGAGAAGCAGACAGCUCUCUGAGGAGGAGAUUGUGUGGAGAAUAUAGCGUAUGGGCUCGUGUUGUUCGCGGCCUGGGCGUGUGGAGAAUUCUGGUGAAGAUGAAGGAGGUGGUGCGCAGGUGGCUAUGACCAACAACGUCGUCACCGACCGCCGCAAGGCCGACCCGCACCAGGCCGACCCUCACCAGACCAGUCAUACCCAUUCUGCUGACCGUGCUGUUCAUACCGACCCCAACAACGUGGACAACGUCGACAACGCCAUCGAAGCAGGUACGGCGGAGGAGCAACCACUGGCAAGACGCACGCUGAGAGCGUCGGCCAAGGUCGCGGCUGCUGAUGCUGUGGCAAGUCCAGGAACAUGCUCGGACUCGUCAGACUCGUCAUCUUCUUCAUCGUCAGCAUCGUCAGACUCGUCCUCUUCAUCAUCGUCCUCCUCGUCAUCCUCCGCAUCGUCAUCCGCUUCCGCAUCAUCGUCAUCCUCAAACUCGGCCUCUUCGUCGCUGGCCCUUACAGAGACAAGCUCGAGCUCGAGCUCGACGGCCGUUCACUCGUUCCACACCAACAUCGCCAGAACUUCGUCGGGCUCGCUCCAUGGUCAACAGAUGUCGGUCGAGCCAAGGCUGCAGCCCUUUACCGUCACUGAUGACACGGGAAGGGCGGUGGCCGGCGUUGACGGUCACGUCACCUCAUCGUCUGUUGUUGCUCUGCAGCCGUCAGGCAUUGCCCUCGCUGCAUCUCCCGUCGCCAAAGUGUCCAAGAGCGCCAAGGAUGCAAAGGACAAGAAGAAGACCAAGACCAAGAAUAAGCGGAAGAAGCGGAAGAGGAAGAAGAAGAAGAAGAAGAAGAAGAAGGCCAAGUCCAAGGCAAAGGCAAAGGCCAAAUCCAAGUCCAAGGCGAAAGCAAAGGCAAAGGCGAAAGCAAAGGCAAAGGCAAAGGCAAAGGCAAAGGCAAAGGCCAGGCCAGAGCCAGAGUCAAGGUCAAAUCCCACGGCCAGGCAUCAACUACCUGGCCCCUCACCUGGCCUGACGGAUGCAGUCCUCCGCCGCCGCCGGUCGUCAACCCCGAUCAUCACUGACUUUGAGAACAAGAAGCUCGGCGGCCGGACCGAGUCAUGGAUCGAGCUUGAAGCGCAGCUGCUCAAGGGCCUCGGCGUCCGGCACAAAGUCUCCAACCCCGGCGGAGCGACGCGGGUUGUGCGGCUGGAUGCAGUCGCGUCGGCGGACGACUUUAUGGUGCCAACCAUGCGCAAGACCAUGUCGAGCGCACUCACUGUCACCAACGACAUCAUCGAGUCGUCGGACGACUCGUCCUCGUCCUCGACCUCGUCCUCGUUCAACACCAUGAACUCGACCAUCGAGCGGCGCCCGCGCGCCGACACCAAGCGUGCCUUCCGCCGCGCCUCGGUCGUUUCGCUCGACAUGCACCAGCACGUCCCGUCAACUCUCGGCAAGGGGACGCUCUCAGUCAAGUCGACGACUCGCCUGCAGCGGUACAUCGACGAGGAUGGCUACAAGUGGAUUAAUGACUACAUUCUGCUCAAGACCCUCGGCCGCGGCACGUACGGCAAGGUCAAGCUCGGCAUCCACGCCCAGGACGGCACCCGCGUCGCGGUCAAGAUCUGCAACAAGUUCCUCCUCUCGCGCAAGCGCAAAGGCGGUCUGCUCUCGGCCUCGCUCCUUGAGGACGUUCGCCGCGAGAUCGCCAUCAUGAAGAAGCUCGACCACCCCAACAUUGUGCGCCUGUUCGAGGUCAUCGACGAUCCGUCCAAUGACAAGCUGUACCUGGUCAUGGAGUACGUCCCCGGCGGCGCACUCCUCGGCGACGUCAUUCGCUGUGAGCCGAUGUCCGAAGCCCGCGCCCGCCGCUACUUUCGCGACGUCGUCGCGGGCCUCGAGUACCUCCACUCGUCCGGCAUCAUCCAUCGCGACAUCAAGCCACAGAACUUGCUGCUCGACGCGCUCGAUGCUGUCAAGAUCGCAGACUUUAACGUCUCACACGUCUUCUCGACUCAGAACGCCGCCGUCGCGCGGACCGAGGGCUCGCCGGCCUUCCUUGCCCCAGAAACUGUCUCGGAAGACUCGAUCCAGCUCACCGACGCUGUCGACGUCUGGGCUCUCGGCAUCACUCUCUGGAUGCUUGUUCUCGGCUCGCUGCCGUUCAUGGCCAACUCGGAGUUUGCCAUCUACGACAAGAUCCGCAACGCCGACCCGCCGCUCAACUCGGCCCAGGCCGCCGCAGGCGUCACCCUCUCGCCGGGCCUCAAGUCGCUCCUCCUUGCCCUCCUCGAGAAGGACCCGGCCACCCGCGCCACCAUCGCCGACAUCAAGGUCCAUUCCUGGGUCACCGCCGGCGGCCAGCUGCCCAUGGCUGCUCUCGCUGAGCCAGAUGUUGAGCCGACAGAGACUGAUCUCGCCCAUGCCUACGGCCCAUCCCAGGGCCCGACUGUCAAGCGCAACACCCGCAUCUCGUCCGAGGCCCGCGACACUCUCAUGCACCACCUCUCCAAGGCCGAUCGCUUGCUCGCCGACGACGAGUCCUCGGUCUCCACCACCGUCCCAGACCCAGUAGAUCAGGACACCACCUCGCUCGCCGUCAUCAACCAGCACCAGCAAGUCGCCGCCGCCCAAACCUCGCUCUCGCUCCUCAACAAGUCCACUCCCGUCCUCUCCCCGCAAUCGGCUGCCCAGCGACCGCAGUUCUCCUCGGCCUACCACUUUCAUCUCAUUCUCGGCUACGACCUCGGCUACCACACUACCGACCGCCGCCGCGACCGACUCGACCGUCUCGACCGCCACGACCGUCUCAACCGACGCCUCCGUCCGCACCACGCCCGCCCUCUCCUCGCUCAGCGACUUUCGGCUCUCUCGUCGAACUCAUCACCACGGCGGGUGCCGCUGGCAUCACCUCACUCGUCCGCUGGCUCGGCUGCGCAGACAUCACCUGUGUCGCCGUCACCAGCGCCUCCCGCAGCGCAAUCAGCGUCGCCAGCAUCAGGCUCGAGCGCUCGGCGUCGGGUCAAGCCGACCACAGCGCCGCCGUCUGUCUGGGGCGCUAUGACGUCGUCAACGCCGGCACAGCUUGCGCCUGAGAUUCCAAACGAUCAGCUCGCCAAGCUGGAGGAGCGCCUUGCGGCGCGGUUGGGUCCUCCGCAGCCGCAGCCUUCCACAUCAUCACCGUCACCACCACCAGCGCCAUCAACGCCUGCGCCCUGCUCCGAUCUGCCGCCUGACAUUGGCGAAGAGCAGCUAUCUGCCAACGAGGCCGCGCUUGUCGAGGCGUUAGCAACGCUGUUGACUCGGCAUGCCCGUAACGCGCCUGUGCCCAUUGCCGCCAUGCUCGACAUUGUGCGCAAGAUGGUUCGGAUACUGCUUGCGAUUCCGGUCUUGUCUGCCGGCAGCGUGUCAGGCAGCAGCUCGGCAGCAGGAGGGAGCAGCUCAUGCUGCAGCGCGGGAGCCGGACCGUUGGCGUGGCUGAUGCGGCCGCGCGUGGCGGUAGCGCUGGCUGGGCGUGUGCUGGGCGAUAUGCCAAUGGCGUGGCCAGCGCUCGGGGUGGUCGGACUAGGUGCGCUUGCCCAUCACUCGCUGCUGAGUGAGGUGGCGCCCGCAACGUGCGCGCGGAUCGAGCAAGUGUACGAUGAGCUCGCUAGCGGAGCGCACUCGCUGCCUGUGGAUCCGUCGAUGACGACGCAGCUGCAGCACUCGGACAAUGCCAAGGGCAAGGAUCCGGACCAGAACAAGCUGUUUAACAACCGCGAGCGGGCACUAUCGGCGUUCAAGGCCGUCGUCCGCCUCGCGUCGCGGGUGAGCAAGGCUGACCUGGCGGCGUCACCCCAGGUGCUCGACGAGGCCAUCGCCACUCUCAUUGUCGACGUCGAGCCGAACAACUACUCGUACCUGGCGCGGGUCUUUGUCGACGAUCUGCUCGGCAUCCACUAUGCGUCGUCCGAGGCUGGCUCGGUGAUGUCUGCUGCCGACACCGAUGCCGCUGCCGCCGCUCUCGCCUCCAACUACCAGGUCAAGGUCGGCAGCGCCAAGCUCUCGCAGCUCGAGCGCCGCAUGGGCCUGUCGUCAGGCACGCCAGCCAAGAACGACAAACACAGCGCGAGCGGCGCGACCUCGUCGCGCAGUCGCAGGUCUGGCCGCGACGCCCGGGCCGGAGGCAGAGGACGCGGCUCGCGCAAGGGCCAUGGCGAUCGCGGGCGCGGGCGCCGGGGCAGAAGCAAUGGGCGGUCUUCGGCCAUGCUCUCGAGCGUCAAGGCCAAACAUCGCGCCAUGGGUCGCAAGAUGACGCUCGUCCGCCAGCAGAGCGUGGUCAAGGCGGCGGAGCAGGUGUUCGGCGACGCCGACUUUGCGUUUUCCUCCAAGCUCAGCUACCCUCCAUCGGGAUCAUCCAUGUUCUUUGCCCGGGGCGAGGUCCUUCCUGAGACGGCAAAGGCGCCUGCGGAGCUCUCCGCCCGCAACGUCCUUGAUCCGGUCGUCCUUGCCCGGAUGCUCGGCUUCCUCACCUUUUCGCCGCUGUGGACCAAGCUCGCCUUUGCGCACUCGGACCUGUCUGCGACUGCGAUGGUGCUUCCGUUCUCGCCGCUCGCUGCGCUUGCGCAUGGCUUUUUCCGCCGGGCGCUUGUGGUGGCCAUUCCUGCGGUGACCGCCUUCUUUCGCUCAGCGGUCGGCUGCUCAGUUAUGGACGACGAUGCCGAGUGUGUCCGUGUCCGGCACGCGCUGGAGUCGCUUGCACGCUGGCUGGCGGCGAGUGUGGUCGACAAGGAGGCCUGUGAGUCGGCGGCUCGGCGCAGCAACUACUGGCUCUGUCUGCAGUGCAUUGUGGAGCUUGCGGCGGUCCUUGGCUGGCCCAUCGAGUCGCUGCUGGGAGAGGAGCUCGAUGUACGUGCUGCUACCGCGGCGGUGGUCGAGGCGCUAGGCGGAAGCGAGGAGGAGAACAGGCGGCUUGAGGCCGGGCUUGCGGUCGAUGGGGCGGACGACGUGGCGUACUCGUUCUCAACGAGUGCAAUGAGCUACAUGUCGAGCGGGCUCGGGGCGCUGAUGGAGGAGGCGGCCAAGAUGGAGCUUGUGGCCAACCACCCUGCGCGGGCGGUACACACGCGGACGCGACUGGUCCGGCCUGUGCAGAGCCAGUCGCAGGUGCUCUUUGGCGGCCUCACCGAGGCAGCGAUCUCGCUCGAGGCCGAGCACAUCGACGCGCUCUCGUCGUGGUUCUUCCACCAGCACAAGACGCUCGACGCCGUGAUGGCGGUGGCGGUGCCUGCGUGCGUGGCCAACGGCGUGGAUGAGACGCUGGCGAGCGUGGCGCGCGGGGCGCUGGCGCGGGUCGACGCCGUGCUCGGCGAGCAAAUGCGGGCAGUGCUGGUUCUGGAGCACGGGCGGCGGCUGGAUGCGGACAAGGAGCCAGUCAACGUCUUUGCCCAGGCGACGAUGCGGUCGCAGACGUCUGCGGCGGCGUUUUCUGUUGUCCACGCGAGCGAGGGUGCCCUGUUCUCGGCGCUGGUGGCGAGCGUGAAGCGCCGGCUCACGGCGACGAUCGAGCACCUUGCGCCGGUGGGCGCGUCGGCAGGUGUACGGAGUGCGGCGGGCAAGCUUGGCAUGGCGCGGGCGCUGCCAGCAGCCGAGGCCAAGCUCCGGGCGCGGCUAGAGGCCGAGAUCAAGGCGCGUGCUGAUGGGGUGUUGGGUGCGGCGACCAAGACGCUGCGGACGCUGCACGCACGGCUGAAAAAGGCCGAUGCCGAGUCGCUUCCACUCCGCGGCGAGCUGCAGGCGUGGCUGGGCCAGGUCGCGUGGCUCCGCGGCGCGCUGGCAUCGGCAGACGCCACGCCCGACUCACUCGCGGCGCGCGGACUGGUGUCUGUGGCGCUUAGCGUGCUCCGCUGGCGGGACAACGUGCUUGACGAGGCGGUACUCUGCGCCGCGCACCGCUGGGCCGGCGCUGCGCUCGGCGUGGCGGCGUACAGCAUGGAGGCUGAACUCGAUGAGACCGGCUGGCAGCGGGAGGUGCUGGCGAGCGUGAACGGGGUGGCGGCCAUGUGCGAGAAUGUCAUGCUGGUAGGCGCAGACGUCGGGUGCGACGUGGCGUUUGCUGGCUUGUACGCGCGGAUCGCUGAGGCCGAUGCGGAUACGGUGGCUCGAUGGGCUCGCCGGUGGGCUGCCGUCCUGCGAGCCAUCGGCGACGGCGGGCGUGGAGGGGAGUGGCACUCGGCGGAGCACGCCAUGCGAGUGGCAAAGAUGGUGGGCGAGCUGUCGAUCGCGAGUGACGAGCUGGUGUUUACCCAGCUCAUGUGA
Messenger RNA from Thecamonas trahens ATCC 50062, 6342 nucleotides. RefSeq lists its product as uncharacterized. NCBI's taxonomy places the organism in Eukaryota, Apusomonadida, Apusomonadidae. Gene Ontology annotation, molecular function: protein kinase activity; ATP binding. Gene Ontology annotation, biological process: protein phosphorylation. The transcript has 4 exons. The coding region runs from base 103 to 6342 and encodes 2079 amino acids. The record is from RefSeq and is a predicted model, not a curated record.